AGUAGCCGGUUUCACCGGCGCCAGUGGCGGUGUUUCCUGUUGUGUAUGAGCCGUGUGAGUGGAGAGGAGUCUCCACCAUGGACAUCCGACCUAACCAUACCAUUUACAUCAACAACAUCAAUGACAAAGUCAAGAAAGAGGAGCUGAAGCGCUCGCUCUACGCACUCUUCUCUCAGUUCGGUCAGGUCAUCGACAUCGUGGCCUUGAAGACCAUGAAGAUGAGGGGGCAGGCCUUCGUCGUCUUUAAAGAGCUUGCUGCUGCCACCAACGCACUGAGGCAGCUACAAGGCUUCCCCUUCUACAACAAGCCCAUGAGGAUACAGUACGCAAAGACCGACUCUGAGGUCAUUGCCAAGGUGAAGGGCACGUAUGGUGACAAGGAGAAGAAGAAGGACAAGAAGAAGAAAGCUCAGGAGCCUGCAGCGAACCUCACAAAGAAACCGGCAGUGGGAUCAGCAGCACCUGUGCACUCCCCCGCCGUGCAGGUCCCAGACAACCCACCCAACUACAUCCUGUUCCUCAGCAACCUGCCGGAGGAGACCAACGAGAUGAUGCUGUCCAUGCUGUUCAACCAGUUUCCUGGUUUCAAAGAGGUGCGGCUCGUCCCGGGGAAACACGACAUCGCCUUCGUGGAGUUUGAAAGCGACACUCAGGCGGGCGUGGCUAAAGACGCACUGCAGGGCUUCAGAAUCACGGCGACCUGCGCCAUGAAGAUCACCUACGCCAAGAAGUAGUUCCCAGGUCUGAUCAGUAACAGGACACAGACUGUGACGGCCGUGGUGGGUGGUCGUCCCUCGGUUUCUUCAGAUUUUUGUAAAUCCUUUUUCUUUGAUGAAUUCUGUGCGGGCGUACGAGGUCGAGAGAAGAGUCUCUGGCCUACAUCUUAUUUUGUAAAAUAAAAAAUAAAAGUUUUUACAU
Messenger RNA from Toxotes jaculatrix (banded archerfish), 918 nucleotides. RefSeq names its product small nuclear ribonucleoprotein polypeptide B2 (gene snrpb2). The record is from RefSeq and is a predicted model, not a curated record. Gene Ontology annotation, cellular component: U1 snRNP. Gene Ontology annotation, molecular function: U1 snRNA binding. The coding region runs from base 78 to 734 and encodes 218 amino acids. Gene Ontology annotation, biological process: mRNA splicing, via spliceosome. NCBI's taxonomy places the organism in Eukaryota, Metazoa, Chordata, Actinopteri, Toxotidae. The transcript has 7 exons.